UUAAACAAGCAAUCACAUAUACCUUAUCAAAACGCAAGCGUACCAGUGAAAAAUCACUUGUCUUACUCGACACGCCAAAGAUGAGAGUCUUCGCGCUCCUUGUGGCCUUCGCAAUCGCGGGCUCCGAGGCUGCGUUUCUAAACUCCCGCGAGAAAAUUACUCAAAUUGACCCACCUGAGCCACCACCGAAAGCAAAAUCACUCUUAGGACUACCCCUCUUUGGACGAGCCAAUCACAAACGCCAGCCACCAGUUACUCAAAUUGACCCACCUGAGCCACCACCGAAAGCAAAAUCACUCUUAGGACUACCCCUCUUUGGACGAGCCAAUCACAAACGCCAGCCACCAGUUACUCAAAUUGACCCACCUGAGCCACCACCGAAAGCAAAAUCACUCUUAGGACUACCCCUCUUUGGACGAGCCAAUCACAAACGCCAGCCACCAGUUACUCAAAUUGACCCACCUGAGCCACCACCGAAAGCAAAAUCACUCUUAGGACUACCCCUCUUUGGACGAGCCAAUCACAAACGCCAGCCACCAGUUACUCAAAUUGACCCACCUGAGCCACCACCGAAAGAGCGGAACUUCAAGGGGCCUGUCAAGCGCGCUGCUCUCGAAGAUAAUGGUGUAGACCGCUGGCCUACAUCCACGGUGAAUGGAAAAAAAGUUGUAGAAAUACCCUACACGGUUACAGCAGGUCUAAGCGCUGCCCAUCAGAAUGCCAUCGAAAGAGCCGUGGCAGAGUUAAACAGCAGGACUUGCAUUCGGUUGGUAGCACGUAACAAUGAAAACGACUACGUCAAGAUUGAUGGUUCGCAGAAUGGAUGUUCAACGCUUAUCGGAAGGCAAGGAGGAGAGCAGACGAUGAUACUGGGAAGCGGUUGUCAAUACAAGGGCAAAGUAAUACAUGAAGUAAUGCACUCACUGGGAUUCCUCCACGAGCAAUGCCGAACGGACAGAGACUCCUAUAUCCAAGUGCAUCCAGAAAGAAUGGUCUCAGGUAAAAGUAAUAAUUUCGAGAAGAUUGGGUCGUCUGUUGUUAUCGUCAGUGAGUACGACUACAACUCCUUGUUGCACUACUCGAAAACCACCUUCGCCAGCGGAAGUAGCCCCGUGAUGGAGGCUACUGAUAACCCCGACAAGCCACUUGGCAAUAAGAACCACCCCUCGAAGCUCGACCUCAAGCGAAUGAACGAGCUCUAUGGAUGCUCCGAGCAAAACGACAACUAUGAGAACUACAUUGUAACGGUGAUAACGAGUAAUAGCUGGGGUGCGGGCACUGACGCGUUGAUCUAUAUGGAGCUGUUCGACACGAAUGAUCAAUCUGCUACUGAAACUGACGUCGCGACGGGAGGCUCGGAGGAUGAUUUUGAGGGUGGCGCGACGGAGCAGUUCUUGGUUCCCUUCAAGGACGUGGGUACGCCCAGCAAGAUCAGGAUCAGGCUCGUCACCACAAACUCGUGGGGAGAGGCGUGGUACCCUUCUGAGGUCCGAGUCUACUAUCCUCGAAGCUCUUCGACUGCAACGUUCAGUACCGCUCAAUGGAUGAAUGCAGGCUCAACCUACAACCUUACUGUCACGACUACCAAGUAGACAUGAAACGGACCACGGAUUUCGGACAUCACCUUCGCUAAUGAGGACUCCACAGGCAGAGCAUUUAGACAUUUAGCUGAAAAUCGUAAUAGCGCUUCUGUAGAUUUUUUUUUUUUUAGCUGCACGUGCAUUAGUUAAAUCAAGAUGUUGAUGUUAUGUAAGCAAUGCUGGAUCUUCGUGCUUUAUCGCGAUACGAUUAAAUAAAACAAGAUGGCAUUA
Molecule: messenger RNA, 1811 nt
Organism: Nematostella vectensis (starlet sea anemone)
Lineage: Eukaryota; Metazoa; Cnidaria; Anthozoa; Actiniaria; Edwardsiidae
Product: zinc metalloproteinase nas-5
Exons: 17
Coding region: 81-1592 (503 amino acids)
Biological process (GO): proteolysis
Molecular function (GO): metalloendopeptidase activity; zinc ion binding; protein binding
Source: RefSeq, a predicted model, not a curated record